CAGUUCCUCCGUUCUCCAAACCCCCCGCCCCCCCCCCGCAAAGUGGAAAUGACGAAAAUGCCCUCCGUCUGCUUCUUCUUCCUUCUCCUCGUCUCCGCCGCUAUGGCGGAGAUCAAAACCCUAACCAUAUCCAACGACGCUAGGUCCAUGAUCCUUUUCGAAAAGUUCGGCUUCACCCACAGAGGUCACGUCACCAUCUCCGUCAAGAAGGUUCUGGUUGAAUCUCCCUCCAAGAUCAGCAUCGAGCCCUCUCGCCUCGGCUUCUUCCUUCUCUCCGAGGAGUCGCUGCUUCAGGUUCUCAUGGAGAUGCAGCAAGAUCCGCAGUUCUGCGUCCUUGACUCUCACUACAUCACCCACCUCUUUAAUUUCCGAGACCUUUCGCCGCCGCCUCUUUCCUCCUUCAACCAAUCAUAUCCGGUCACCGCCCCCAACGAGUACAGUCUAUUCUUCGCCAAUUGCGCCCCUGGAACCUCCGUCUCCAUGGACGUUCGUACCGAGGUCUUCAACUUCGACAGCGAUAACUCCAAGGAUUUCCUCUCCGCUGGCCUCACCCACCUCCCGUCUCUCUUCUUCGUCUUCUCAUUUGCUUAUUUAGGCUUCCUAGGGUUUUGGAUCUACAUCCUCUACACUAACAAGCGCUCCGUGCAUCGGAUCCAUUUCUUGAUGGGUGGUUUGCUAUUGAUGAAGGCUCUCAAUCUCAUCUGUGCGGCUGAGGAUAAACAUUACGUUAAGGUCACAGGUACCCCACAUGGGUGGGAUGUGUUGUUCUAUAUCUUUCAGUUCAUUCGUGUCGUUUUGCUCUUUACUGUGAUCAUUUUGAUCGGAACUGGGUGGUCGUUUUUGAAACCCUUCUUGCAAGAGAAGGAGAAGAAGGUGUUGAUGAUUGUGAUCCCGCUUCAGGUUCUGGCUAAUGUGGCCUCGGUUGUGAUCGGUGAGACCGGACCUUUUAUCAAGGAUUGGGUUACUUGGAACCAGGUAUUCUUGUUCGUUGACAUCAUUUGCUGCUGUGCUAUCAUUUUCCCAAUUGUAUGGUCGAUUCGGUCCUUGAGAGAGACGUCGAAAACCGACGGGAAAGCGGCCCGAAACUUGGCCAAGCUGACCCUUUUCAGGCAAUUUUACAUUGUUGUAAUUGGGUACUUGUACUUCACACGGAUCGUGGUUUUCGCUCUUAAGACCAUUGCGGCUUAUAAGUACCAGUGGGUGAGCAAUGCGGCUGAGGAGAUUGCAAGCUUAGCCUUUUAUAUAGUGAUGUUCUAUAUGUUCAGGCCGGUGGAGAAAAAUGAGUACUUUGUUCUUGAUGAGGAGGAUGAAGAGGCUGCAGAGCUGGCUCUCAGGGAUGAAGAGUUCGAGCUUUGAAUUGGUUAGCAGUGCUUUGAGUAUUUGCCGCUCUGCAAACGCAGUGCUGCGUGGAUUGGAGAAUAGAGAUUGAUCGAGGAGGAUGCUGUUCCUUCUUCUACUUGUAAUAUUUUCUCUACUUUUACCUACUUUACUUUACUUUACUUUGAGAACUUUAAUUUCAAGCAUGUGUAACUGUAUGUUUUGAUCCAUAGAAUUAUCAUGUCACUAUGCUGAAUUGCCGAUACUCAACUCUGCUUCACAGAGUGUUUUACA
Humulus lupulus (European hop) is the source of this 1611-nucleotide messenger RNA. Its product is annotated as protein CANDIDATE G-PROTEIN COUPLED RECEPTOR 7-like. The transcript has a single exon. The record is from RefSeq and is a predicted model, not a curated record. Gene Ontology annotation, biological process: transport. Bases 49 to 1356 code for a protein of 435 amino acids. Lineage: Eukaryota; Viridiplantae; Streptophyta; Magnoliopsida; Rosales; Cannabaceae. Gene Ontology annotation, cellular component: Golgi apparatus; membrane.